UUUAUUCUCGUUACAUAUCAACUGGCAGAGCGCGAAAAACCGCACUGUCGUUUAAGCCUUCACGACCGUCGUUUCUGCUUCUGAUUUUCAAUGGAAGCUUCACAACCGAACACCACCACGGACACCGCGAAUCCAAACCCUAUCCCUAACAACACCAACUCAAUACUAUCAUCCACUCCAGUGUGGCCAACAAUCGAUGGUCCACUAGGUCUAACAGAAGACGAAUCAUUAACCUACGCUCGCAGAUUUUACAAAUUCGGAUUCGCACUCUUGCCUUGGCUUUGGGCUGUCAAUUGCUUCUACUUCUGGCCUGUUCUCUUCAAUUCUCGCUCCUUCCCUCGCAUUCGCCCAUAUGUUGUUAGAUCAGCAGUUGGGUUCACUGUAUUCACAACUGUUCUUUGUUCAUGGGCCUUGACAUUUGCCAUUGGAGGAGAGCAACUCUUCGGCCCUGUAUGGUAUAAACUAGUGAUGUAUAAUGUUGCUGACAGAUUAGGCUUGACUGGUUGGAUUUAGUCAUCUGCUCUUUGAAAUUGUUAUGUCACCAUUUAUCUGUAAUGAAGUUCCUUUACAAGCAUUGUUGUCUGGUUUUGAACACAUUUCUUUAUAUUAUGUUAUUGGAACAAUUUAAAUUGCUACAUAA
Molecule: messenger RNA, 640 nt
Organism: Populus nigra (black poplar)
Lineage: Eukaryota; Viridiplantae; Streptophyta; Magnoliopsida; Malpighiales; Salicaceae
Product: probable gamma-secretase subunit PEN-2
Exons: 2
Coding region: 91-513 (140 amino acids)
Cellular component (GO): gamma-secretase complex
Source: RefSeq, a predicted model, not a curated record